CUAGAUAAUGUCAAAUAAUAACAUUAUGUCACAAUUGUCAUACUGUUGGUUCUGUCAUAGGAACUACGUGUGAGUUAUAAUGGAAAAAAUUCCCGACCAGAUCGGUUACCUAGUUUUAACAGAGGACGGAGCUGUCCUUGAGUCUGGUGGUGAAUUAGAAAACGACGAACGUGUUGCAACAAUAAUAACUGAUCUCAUCACUUUAUCUAAUAAGGUCGACCCCUUAGCAUUUGGACCCAAUGAGCAGUUCAAAAAAAUAUCCAUAACCUAUGACGACCAUUGGUUUGCUAUAUGUCUCUCCAAUAAGAAGAUAUAUGUUGUAAAGCGGAGUAUAAAUCCCCAUUUAGCUGAAGGAAACACUGUUAAUGUUUGAUACCUGAAGACAAAGCCAUCAUGGGU
Molecule: messenger RNA, 399 nt
Organism: Trichoplusia ni (cabbage looper)
Lineage: Eukaryota; Metazoa; Arthropoda; Insecta; Lepidoptera; Noctuidae
Gene: Lamtor4
Product: ragulator complex protein LAMTOR4 homolog
Exons: 3
Coding region: 80-373 (97 amino acids)
Biological process (GO): cellular response to amino acid stimulus; positive regulation of TOR signaling
Cellular component (GO): Ragulator complex; lysosome
Molecular function (GO): guanyl-nucleotide exchange factor activity
Source: RefSeq, a predicted model, not a curated record